AUGCUGUGCUACGGUGCGAUUCUGCUGUUUGCUGGUUUCGCGAUCACUGCAGAAGAUGAUAUGCAAACGAUCACCCAUAUGAUGCAAUUGUUAAAAUCUGAUAAAGAAUUAGAUUUAGUGCCUCCCGUUAAAGUGUACAAGGGCAUCCUGAAUCCAAAAUGCGUAAGCUAUUACCACCGUCUGUAUAUCACAAAGUACGUCCCACCACGUACCUACCACUAUUACCACGAAGCUGUUGCACCAGGAACCGUACCCUAUGAAGAUGUGAUGAGAGAAGGAAAUCUCGAACGGAGUCUGGCCAAGCCCUACACAAUAUGCGCGCAUUAUACACACCCAAUGUGGAACCUGUCUCGACUACACUCCCACGAUUAUGACUACCAGCUCGUGUUACUGGAUACGGCCGUUCCCGUGACGUCAUCGAGUCGGCCUAUAGCCAUCGGGAAUCUACAGGACGUGAAACCGGGGAUCAUGAUCGGUAUUAGUGGAUGGGGACAUGUUACUUAUAGCAAGAAAAGUCGUAUGCAAGACCUCUUACGGCGCACUUACGUACCAAUAAUGGCGGACGAUGUAUGCAGACAAAUGCCGGACGGGAACUAUGACAAAAUAACACCGAGGAUGUUCUGCGCCGGUUACGUCAACGGCACGAAGGACUCUUGUCAGGGUGACUCAGGCGGUCCAGCUGUAAUCAACGGUAAACUAGUAGGACUUGUAUCCUACGGAGUUGGUUGUGCUGGAGUUCGACACCCGGGCGUGUACAGCCUUUUACCAGUCGCAAGACGUUGGAUCCGAAUAAUUACUGGUCUACCUUUAUAG
This is a messenger RNA of Leptosia nina, 813 nucleotides long. Lineage: Eukaryota; Metazoa; Arthropoda; Insecta; Lepidoptera; Pieridae. The record is from the annotation of a GenBank genome assembly.